This is a messenger RNA of Carassius carassius (crucian carp), 3266 nucleotides long. RefSeq names its product coiled-coil and C2 domain-containing protein 1A-like. Gene Ontology annotation, molecular function: RNA polymerase II cis-regulatory region sequence-specific DNA binding; DNA-binding transcription repressor activity, RNA polymerase II-specific. Gene Ontology annotation, cellular component: nucleus. Gene Ontology annotation, biological process: regulation of transcription by RNA polymerase II. Bases 212 to 3184 code for a protein of 990 amino acids. The transcript is spliced from 29 exons. NCBI's taxonomy places the organism in Eukaryota, Metazoa, Chordata, Actinopteri, Cypriniformes, Cyprinidae. The record is from RefSeq and is a predicted model, not a curated record.
UCCACCGUUGCUAUGGGAAACCUGGUGAAAAGCAGGAAGUGCUGAAUCUACACUGACAGCGGUGCGGAUCUGUGUUUAUCUCUGUAUCAAUGACACUCUGGCGCAAAAACUUAAUCACAGGUAGCUUAUUCGUCUUAACGGAACAGAUAUUCACCACGCAACCCUUCUUCGGAGAGACAUAUGAUAGAGGUUUGAGGGACCUGUGGAGAAAAUGAGUCGAAGCCAGAACCCUGCGCAGAAGGGCCAGGGGACCGCCAGGGCCAGACAGAUGGGAUUGCUGUUGGAUUUUUCUCCUGACGAUGGGCUGGAUGACUCUGGAGGAAAUGAUGAGGAGCUGGAGGCGGAGCUUCUGGCAUUGAUGGGAGGAGGAGGGAGGGCUGGACCAGCGGCCAAGAAACCUGGAGUUAAAGCUCCAGUGCCCUUGGGGGACAUUGAGCGCAUUGCAGCCCAUUGUAUGAAAGACCUGGACGAGGACGGAGACGAUGAAGGUGAUUUAGAGAACGAUGCUGAUCUCUUGGCUGAGCUGAAUGAGGUACUGGAAGAUGAUGAGGAGCAAGUGAUCAGGAAACCUCCUCUGUCACCAGUGCCUCCUCAACGCUCAAAUGCAGCGCCCGCAUCCCAGAAUGCACCUGCCAGCCUGGAGGCUCGCCUGCAAGAGCGCUUGGACAUGUACCAGACGGCCAUCACCAACGCCACGGCUGCGAGGGAGACCAACAAAGCCCAGCGAUACGACCGCGGACUGAAGACUCUACAGUCUAUGUUGGCAACGGUUAAAAAGGGGAAAUCCAUCGAUGAAGAUGAGAUUCCUCCUCCUGUCCCCACCGGUGGAAAACCCUCCGCUGCUCCGCAGGCCGAGCCAAUCAGAGAGCCAGAAAAGCCUGCUCCAGCAAACACACCACCGCAGAAGACCAACAUCAAGCCAGCUCCCUCCAAACCUCAGCUGCUCCUGCCUCCGUCACAGAGAGUGACGGUCGUAACGCCUGAUACACCAGCCAUAUCACCCCUCACACCCGGCCAGCCCAGCACACAGCACUCGGAGCUCAAAGCGAGUAUUUUAAGCAGACAGAGAGAGUAUAAGCUGGCAGCCUUAAAGGCCAAGCAGAGCGGGAACACUGAUCAAGCCAAACAACUCUACCAAGUGUCCAAGAGUCUGGACUUGGUGGUGGAGAGUGUUGACCGAGGGGAGUUUGUGGACCUCAGCUCACUGCCGCCCCCUCCUGGAGAGGUUGAAGAGGUGCGUUCUAACCCUCCUCAGCUGUCCGCUAAACCAGCCGUCCCUCCGGCUUCACCCACUGCUGCCCCAGACACAGCUCUCUCUGCUCCCCGGAGCGUCGCCGAGGCCUUACAGCAGCGCAUGGACAAAUAUAAAGAAGCUGCAGAGAGCGCCAAGAGCAAAGGAGACGAGCGCAAGGCACGCAUGCACCAGCGCAUAAUCAAGCAAUAUCAAGAUGCCAUUAAAGCUCAUAAAGCAGGACGGCCGGUGAAUCUGGCAGAACUUCCUGUUCCACCAGGUUGUCCUCCGCUGCAGGGCACUGAAGGCGGCCGGCAGAACUUCAUGGGCGUUCUGGAGACAGCCAUGAAACUGGCCAAUCAGGACGCAGAUGCCGACGCAGAUGAAGACGAGAGUCCACAGAAGUCAUCAGCUCAGCCUGCCGUUCAGAAAUCCAGAGCUCCUGCUCCUCCGAAAGCCUCGUCCACUGCAGGGACACCCACCGGCUCCACAAACACCCCCAAACCAGGAGGCAAAGCCCAGCAGCAGCUGGAUUUCCUGACCCUACGCAGGCAGCAGUUCGUGAAGGCCGCGCUGCGCUCUAAAGAGAUGAAGGACAUGCAGGGAGCCGCUCAGCACCUGAGGAACGCUAAAGGCCUCGAGCCCAUGAUCACUGCCGCCAAGGCUGGACUUCCUGUGGACAUCAGCAAGGUGCCGGCCGCUCCGGUCCGCGAGGACGACUACAGACUGUCUCAUUCACGCUCGUCCGCUCUCUCUCAGCGCUCAUCUGAGCAGUGCGCUCAACUCAUGGGGCAUCUCAAACAGCAGCACGAGAAAUGCCUGGCGUACUCGCAGCAGUACACUCAUCUGGGGAACGUAGCUGAAACUGCCAGGUUUGAGAAGCUGGCUGAAGAAUGCAUGAGUAAUAUUGAAGUGCUGAAGAAAGCUCACGCUAAAGGAAGUUCAGUUCCUAAAUUCCACACAGAGGAGCGCACCUUCAACUCUGUCAAGAUCUUUCCUAACCUGACGUCCAGUGACAUGGUGCUGACCAUCGUGAAAGGAAUCAACCUGCCUGCUCCUCCAGGAGUCUCAGCCAACGAUCUGGUUACGAGUGUGCACUUUGAGUUCCCGUUCCCCAGCGCGGAAGAAGCUCAGAGAGACAAAACCAGCACUGUGAGAAACUCCAGCUGCCCAGAGUUUCAGGAGGAGUUCAAGCUGAACAUCAAGAGAGAUCACCGAGGCUUUAAGAGAGUGGUUCAGGCCAAAGGCAUCAAGUUUGAGGUCAUACACAAAGGCGGUCUCUUCAAGACAGAUAAAGUGGUGGGAAGUGCUCAGCUGAAGCUGGAAGCUCUGGAGAACCAGUGUGAGAUCCGAGAGAUUAUAGACGUGUUGGACGGACGGAAGGCCACGGGAGGGAAGCUGGAGGUGCUUGUGAAGAUCCGUGAGCCUCUGUCUGGAGUUCAGCUGCAGCCGGUGACGGAGAAAUGGCUCAUCAUCGACCCGCUCACACCUUCACCUGAGAAAGACCGAGAGCGGGAGAAAAGCAGCGAAAAGGAACGGGCUUCUUCUCCGAGAUCCAAACCCAGAAACGAUCACGACAAGAACUCUAAACCGAGCUCGUCUCCUCCACAGUAUAAAAUGCACAGCUUCAGUCUGCUUCACCACGACAAAGAGAGACUGGACUGGAAGAUCAACGAUUAUAAGAAGAACAGACAAGACGCGUCAGAGCUGAUCAAGCAGCACAUGGACAUCUGUCAGCGACUGCAGUGGCAGAAAUCAUAUCUGGAGAGACAUCCAGCAGCACUGACAGAAUAUGAAAAUGUGCUUCAGAAGUUUGUCAAUGGGCUCUCGGAUUCAAUCAAAAUGUUUUCCAGCCAAGGCAACAGGGAUGCAGCAAAAGACGCACUCGGCCGCCUGAGGAUGGUAGAGAACGAGCUGGAGUCGGUCAGGAAAAAGCGUGCUGUCAGACAGUGAAGGAGUGCGCUGAGGGACGUGACUGUCUGCUGGAAAACAUCUGAAAUCAUGAGAAUAAAAGCAGAUCGUGACAGAUGUAUCA